CUUCAGGAUCUUCCCGAAUCACAAAGAGCUGAUGCAGUGAGUAGUUUGGUGUAUGAAGCAAGUGCAAGAAUCAGAGAUCCAGUCUACGGGUGUGCAGGGGCCAUUUGCCAUCUCCAAAAACAGAUAAACGAACUGCAAGCAGAGGUAGCCAAGACACAUGCUGAGCUUGUCAACAUGCAGUGCCACCAAGCCAAUUUGGUGGCUCUAAUUUGCAAGGAAUUAACUCAAACGCCCGCACCAACACCACCACCGCCUGACCACUGCUCACUUGACAACAAUUUCAGCUCUGCCACUCCUCAGAGCUACCCUUUGUUUGAUGAUAGCAAUAUCUGGGAGGCUCUUUGGACAUGAAAAAGAAAACACUUGGACAAUGGCUGGAAUGGGGAGGAAAGAUUAGUCAAAGCUGAUUGAAAGCUUAGUACUUAGUAGUUGAAUAUUGGGUAAUAUUAGCGUGUUGUUAGGUUAGAUGGGUUCCUCAUUUGCUCCCUUAAAACCAAGAAAAGUGGAGUGAAGACAAUGGAAUGAUGUUUACAACACUAGAGUAGUGCCAAAAAUAUUAAAUCUUAGUAUAUAUCCUUUUCCUUUUUUUCUCUUUAGGUUACCUACCAUUAACUUCUAACAUUCAUGUGUCAAGAAAAAGCAUAUCUUUGUCAA
Molecule: messenger RNA, 654 nt
Organism: Cucurbita pepo subsp. pepo (vegetable marrow)
Lineage: Eukaryota; Viridiplantae; Streptophyta; Magnoliopsida; Cucurbitales; Cucurbitaceae
Source: RefSeq, a predicted model, not a curated record